Ostertagia ostertagi is the source of this 537-nucleotide messenger RNA. The record is from the annotation of a GenBank genome assembly. Lineage: Eukaryota; Metazoa; Nematoda; Chromadorea; Rhabditida; Trichostrongylidae.
AUGCUUUCAGUGCCGUGCGCUCUGGCUGCUCUGCCCGGAGGCGACUGCAUCGAGCCGUGCGUGCGCGAAAUGCAGAGUUCUCUGGAACAGACGCCAAUGCUACAGAGUGAGCAACUUGGACAGCUCUCAUUUAGCCAACUCGCCGGUCAUUCGCACGACCGUCAACACACGCAAGAUGCUUUCUCGCAGAUAUGCAGUUUUUGUGAAGAUGCCUUUCUCUGGCUUGAUCUGAAGGCAGUCAUGGCUAUCCAGCUAAAAGUACAGCCAAAAGAAGGAGUCGUUGGUGCUCACGGUACCGAGGUUGGUGCUGCACCAAGUCGUUGGUGCUCACGGUACCGAGGUCCAGCAUCCCAGGCAUACGCGUCAUCGCGACGCCACUGGUGGCCGUCCUUCGGGAAACCACUAAAAACCAGCCGAAAGGUGGACGCAUGUCUCGAGCUGUGCGAGAAGACGUCCGAAUCUUCUUCGCGAGUACGUCAAACUUACGCCGGUAUCCGAUUCAUUUGCGUUGAUCACGAGAAAGAAUGUGAAGGAUAA